Lactuca sativa (garden lettuce) is the source of this 907-nucleotide messenger RNA. RefSeq names its product xyloglucan endotransglucosylase/hydrolase protein 2. The record is from RefSeq and is a predicted model, not a curated record. Gene Ontology annotation, cellular component: cell wall; apoplast. Lineage: Eukaryota; Viridiplantae; Streptophyta; Magnoliopsida; Asterales; Asteraceae. Gene Ontology annotation, biological process: cell wall biogenesis; xyloglucan metabolic process. Gene Ontology annotation, molecular function: xyloglucan:xyloglucosyl transferase activity; hydrolase activity, hydrolyzing O-glycosyl compounds.
UAACAACUAAAUAUUCAUGGUUUAUUUGUGUUGUCAAAUGGUUUUUCGUCAAUGGAUGAAAACAAUGAUGAUUGUCUUUUGGUUCGAAAUUUUUUUCAUGCUUAUUGAUGCAACAAGAGAUACGAGUUUCAAUGAGAAUUAUUAUGUAACUUGGGGAAAUGAUCAUAUUAUGUUUUCUAAGCAAGGACGUGAAGUACAACUUUCGUUAGAUCGUUAUUCAGGUUCUGGAUUCGGGUCAAAAGAUUAUUAUGGAUCUGGAUAUUUUCAGAUGAGGAUUAAAUUACCGGGUUGGGAUUCUGCCGGUGUUGUUACUGCUUUUUAUUUAAAUACAAAUCUUGGCGCGCACGAUGAGUUAGACUUUGAGUUCUUAGGAAACAAACCAGGCAAACCUAUUACCCUACAGACGAAUGUAUUUGCAAAUGGAGUUGGAGGUAGAGAGCAAAGAAUUCGUCUUUGGUUUGAUCCCUCGACAGACUUCCAUUACUACAAACUAUUGUGGAACCAACAUCAGAUUGUGUUUUUUGUGGAUGACAUACCAAUACGGGUAUUCAAAAACGACAUGAUGAAUGGUGUGGGAUUUCCUAACAAAGCAAUGCAACUGGUUGUAAGCUUAUGGGAUGGGUCUAGUUGGGCCACCGAUGGUGGUAAAACGAAGGCUAAUUGGGCUCAUGCACCAUUUCUAGCUCAUUUUCAAGAUUUUAGAAUUGAUGGAUGUGUCUCAUCACCCAGUGGUCCUAAUAAGGACUGCUAUUCCUCAAGGUAUCCAUGGAAUAACCAAAGGUUUUGGCAAUUAAACAGUCGUCAAUUAAGAGCUUAUGAGAAUGUGAAAAGAAAGUAUAUGAAUUAUGACUAUUGUACCGAUCGAUCUAGGUAUCGAGUGCCUCCUCCAGAAUGCCAUGAGUGGUAA